AUGUUUCCGUCCCUCCUUAAUCAUUAUCAAGUCGCAAAGCUGGAGGCGGAGAUGUUUCGAGUGCAGGUGUUGAUCAGCUAUGAGAGGAUUGAAGUAUACAGAGACCACACACUGAUAUACGAGAGGACGGGAGUGUUGACACAUGGGUUCAAGAGUCACGCUGGGGUCCACGUUGUGGUGCUACAUCCCACCCGUGGACACAUUAUGCUCUCACGACAGUUCAUCACUCACCAGCCUGCAGAGUACCGUAACCUGGUCACCUGUCUUCAGUCACUCCUUCCUGGCCGCAUCCUGGUGGUGGCCGCUGUGCCCGAGGCGCUGGCAUUCCUGCCCGAGGAGGCCGCGGAGCAACUGGAAGCUAUGGGCUCUUCCAUGAUACGUAACUUAGCAACCUUUGAGGCGUGGGCCAUGGUAUCCCACACGCCCUCCUCCACCCACGCUCCUUCCAUUACCCUCACAACCUCAGCUGCCCACUUCACCACCACUCUUCACAUGCCCAGGGGCACCACUGCAACACCUUCCAUCCAUAUGCGGUCAACAAAGAGUGUACCUUCAAGCUACCACCACAUACAACCAUCCACCAACUAUGAGUUUGGUAUGACAGGUGUGUGGUGCAGGUGGCACGAGGAUCCAAGUAUGCAGGAGCAGCGGGACUUCUGCGACACAUAUGAAGGAUACCUGAAGCUGUGUAUGUGUAACUCUCCCAUCACUCCAGCAUUCAGACACUCUGCCCCGGAGAUCAAGAUGAAUGAGACCAUUCCUGUGGCUAUGCUCACUGCAAUCAAGCCCUUCAAUUUUUACAGACAGUUACUGAACCUGCUGGAGACUCCUGGAGCUUCCCAGACCCCCAUCCUGGUGAUGGUUGAUGGCUAUCAUGAGGAGGUCAUACAGCUUGCUCGCCUCUUCAGACUGGACGUUCUGGUACACCGGCCGCAGGGCGAGGCGGGAUCUUCUACGCUUCUCAACAUGCAUUUCAGGUUCUCUGUCCACAACGUGUUCAACUUCUUCCCCGAGGUGGACAAGGCUAUCAUCUUGGAAGACGACCUCCUUCUCUCUCCUGACUUCCUCUCUUUCUUCCAGCAGACUGCCUGGCUGCUGGAUGCUGACCCGACCAUCCACUGCGUGAACUCCUUCUCCGUCAACAGCUACCCGGAAGUGGCUCAUGAUCCCACGGUCCUAAGACGACUAGAGAUGUUUCCUCAGUUCGGCUGGAUGAUCAAGCGCCAGUGGGCAAGAGAACAGUACGAGCGAUGGAUUCCUGAGAAAGAGACCGCUGACUGGGACUGGUGGUUGUCCUCGGAACACUCCAUGCAGGGUCGCCAUGCCCUUGUGCCCGAGGUAGGGAGGAGCUUCCAUGCAGGGGCAGCUGGUGCCCACGUCACGGGCUGGGCACAGGAACACAUCUUCAAUCACAUGAUCUACAACCAAAAUCCUCAUGUCAAGCUUAAGGGGCUGGAAGAUCUCACACUGCACCGCUAUGAGGCCAAGAUGAAGAGGGAGAUACUAGCAGCCCAGGAAGUGCACUUCAUACAACACCCUUGCUCGCACCCAUUCCUACCACAAGACCAGCCUGGACCUUUCAAGUUGUUCGUUGCCUCGGAUACGAAGAGUGAUGAAUACGGCUCCUACUACGUCAUGCAGUUGGUGAGCACUAUUGCUUUAUAUGUUCUCUGGAAUAUACAGGCCAAGAGCUGCUAG
Molecule: messenger RNA, 1698 nt
Organism: Cherax quadricarinatus
Lineage: Eukaryota; Metazoa; Arthropoda; Malacostraca; Decapoda; Parastacidae
Source: RefSeq, a predicted model, not a curated record